GUCAUUCCCCUGCGCUCUCUUUCCUCACCCUUCCCCCCGCCACCGUGGGUUCCAGACUUGGGAUAAGUAAACAGCGGGUGGAGCGAGGCCUACGGACCCAGGCCAGGUGGGAGUCUGCACUCUUCAAGGGGCCUGGGCUGCUGCUCACGGGUAUUAAAGAACUCCGCGUUGUUCAUGGCUGAGGCGAUGCAUUAGGAAGAUCCUGGACCUAGAGAACAAGUCCCCCGAACGCUGAGUUGGAGGCGGGACUUCGGGUGCGCGUUGGCGGGAGCAUGCUGGGGCUCUGCGGGCAGCGGCUCCCCGCGGCGUGGGUCCUGCUUCUGUUGCCUUUCCUGCCGCUGCUGCUGCUUGCAGCCCCCGCGCCCCACCGCGCGUCCUACAAGCCGGUCAUCGUGGUGCAUGGGCUCUUCGACAGCUCGUACAGCUUCCGCCACCUGCUGGAAUACAUCAAUGAGACACACCCCGGGACUGUGGUGACAGUGCUCGAUCUCUUCGAUGGGAGAGAGAGCUUGCGACCCCUGUGGGAACAGGUGCAAGGGUUCCGAGAGGCUGUGGUCCCCAUCAUGGCAAAGGCCCCUCAAGGGGUGCAUCUCAUCUGCUACUCGCAGGGGGGCCUUGUGUGCCGGGCUCUGCUUUCUGUCAUGGAUGAUCACAACGUGGAUUCUUUCAUCUCCCUCUCCUCUCCACAGAUGGGACAGUAUGGAGACACGGACUACUUGAAGUGGCUGUUCCCCACCUCCAUGCGGUCUAACCUCUAUCGGAUCUGCUAUAGCCCCUGGGGCCAGGAAUUCUCCAUCUGCAACUACUGGCAUGAUCCCCACCACGAUGACUUGUACCUCAAUGCCAGCAGCUUCCUGGCCCUGAUCAAUGGGGAAAGAGACCAUCCCAAUGCCACAGUAUGGCGGAAGAACUUUCUGCGUGUGGGCCACCUGGUGCUGAUUGGGGGCCCUGAUGAUGGUGUUAUUACUCCCUGGCAGUCCAGCUUCUUUGGUUUCUAUGAUGCAAAUGAGACCGUCCUGGAGAUGGAGGAGCAACUGGUUUAUCUGCGGGAUUCUUUUGGGUUGAAGACUCUAUUGGCCCGGGGGGCCAUAGUGAGGUGUCCAAUGGCCGGUAUCUCCCACACAGCCUGGCACUCCAACCGUACCCUUUAUGAGACCUGCAUUGAACCUUGGCUCUCCUGAGGAUAUAUUCAGGGGUCCCCAGGAACUCCUCGGUCCAGAGACCAAGUGGUGGCCUUGGAAAGCAGAUGUCAGGCUUUGGUGUGCCUGUGACCACCUCAUUGCUCCCAUAUUAUCCCCCAUUUUUAGUAGAGACGGGGUUUUAGUAGAGACUUGGCCUCCCAGAACCCCCUUCCUCUGCUCCUCCAUGAAUGACAAUUCCAGGCCUCCCCUACCUCAUGUCCUCUCAUUUGGGGGAUUGCUCCGUGCUGUCCCUUUCUCUCAAGGCCGAAGUUGGGAAGUGAGAAACCAUGUUUUUAACUUGUGGCUGCUUUUGCUGCUGCUGCUCCUCCGUAUCUGGCUGUAUGGGUGGAGAACCCACCCCCUGCCCACCACAGGGGUCUCCUUCCAGGCCACUCAGGACAUUUUUAGCUUCUCUCCUCCCCAUGUUCCCUUUUUUCUCUAAAGUCCCCUGACAUCAGCCCUCCCAACUCCUAAGAGGGACUACCCAUGAGAGUGGGGUUCUGAGGCUCCCCUAUGGGGACAGUUCCGUUCUUGAAGUGUCAGUGUUGGGGAAUAUCUGUGGCCUAUGAGGCCCAUCUCAGGUUUGGGGAUCCCCCAGUCCCUAUGAUCAGUGUUGGAGUACCCCCCUGGGAGAGCCUAGUUUCUUUGAGGCCCCAGGCCCUCUUUUAACUACCUUUGAAUAGGUGUUAUCCCUGUAUUUAUGGAAAUAAAGUUCCAUUUCCUCA
Molecule: messenger RNA, 1906 nt
Organism: Homo sapiens (human)
Lineage: Eukaryota; Metazoa; Chordata; Mammalia; Primates; Hominidae
Gene: PPT2
Product: palmitoyl-protein thioesterase 2
Exons: 9
Coding region: 273-1181 (302 amino acids)
Biological process (GO): macromolecule depalmitoylation
Cellular component (GO): lysosome
Molecular function (GO): palmitoyl hydrolase activity; thiolester hydrolase activity; long-chain fatty acyl-CoA hydrolase activity
Source: RefSeq, marked reviewed